GACACUGACCCACCUGCCUAAGGGCACUCUCGUUGGAGGCUGGGAUCUGGCCCCAAGUCUCUCUAUUCCUAAUCCCUUAUGCCAUCUCCCUAGUACCUACCCUAAGCACUGAGGCUGGGUCUGUCUGUCCCAACCUGCAAACUUCUCAGCAACCCUUGCUGAGGCAUCUCCCCACCUUGGUGCACCAGGAGGUGGCAAUUGCUUGGUCCCCAGGUCCCCAGCUGCCCCAGCUCCUCCUCACAGAGGAGAGAGGACAGACACUCUCCUUGCCUUCCCCAGUGGUUGGCACAGCAGCGCUGCUCCCGCCUGCUGCCUGGCUGAUGGAGAGAUUAAUCCUAAGCCCUUCCUGGCAGCACCCCCAACCCCCACCCCAGGCAGGACCAUGCUGGCUGUCCCCUCGGGACUUGGAGCACCAAGUCGGCUGCUGAGGCAGAAGAGCUGGCCCGGCUCCCUGCAGCAUCCGGCCGGACCUAGGCUUUCAAGAGAAAGGGAGACUUUGGAGUCCUGCUCUUCUGCAAAUUUGGAAUGAAUAAACUUCCCUUUAGAGGAGGCUGCAGGAGGCUUGGGCACUGACUUUCUGCCAGGGCUGCUAUGGUGGAAGUUGGUUUGGGUUUGUGUUUUGUUCUUUUCAUUUCCCCCUACCUCUGUCACAAACUCUCUCUUUCCUGGUCACUGAGACAUGGGCUCCCCAUGCCCGGCAGAGAACCGGCUGGGAACACGCUUCCUAAGACAAGCGGCUGCACUCCUCCCCUGCCUGUGCGCUGAGAACCAAGUAACGCAUGCAGAAUAGCAGAGCGCACUGCAGCGCAAGUGUGAAACACCGCGGCCCUGACUCGCUCCUCACCGUCCGCCAGAAUCCAGCUGGCUGGCCCUGUAAUUGAAAGGCACUUUUAUUUCCAUUGGCUCCUGAUUGGAAUGCCUCUCUCAAUGUAAGGUUAUAGGUGUCUGGAGACAGCUCCGGCGGGAAUGAAUAGCAUAAGAAAUGGUCACACAAUACGGAGGGCGGACAGGUGAGCCCACGGCUUCCUGGCCCGACAGUCUGAGGCAAUGCCCACGUCUUCCAGAGACAGGGACCUGCGUCCUGGACACCAGCACUUUGACUCCUGCAGCCCCUUGAGCCAGCUCUGUCCUGGUCCCGAGCCUCAGUCAGUCAAGGGCCUUUACUACCGCAGGGCCCGAAAGGUGAGCACCCUGGACGCCUCUCCUGAGGCGGACCUCAAGAAGGAGAUCCUGGUGAACGUGGGUGGCCGGCGGUACCUGCUGCCCUGGAGCACCCUGGAUGCCUUCCCGCUGAGCCGCCUGAGCAGGCUCCGGCUGUGCCGCAGCUACGAGGAGAUCACACAGCUCUGUGACGACUACGAUGAGAACAGCCAGGAGUUCUUCUUCGACAGGAACCCCAGCGCCUUCGGGGUGAUCGUGAGCUUCCUGGCGGCGGGAAAGCUGGUGCUCCUGCGGGAGAUGUGUGCACUGUCCUUCCGAGAGGAGCUGAGCUACUGGGGCAUCGAGGAAGCCAACCUGGAGCGCUGCUGCCUGCGCAAACUGCUGAAGAAGCUGGAGGAGGCGGCCGAGCAGCGCAGGGAGGAGGCCGUGCAACGCCAGCAGCGGCGCCAGGCCUGUCGCUCCGAAGUGCACGCUUCCCGCUGGGCCCGCAGCAUGAACCAGCUGCGGGAGAUGGUGGAGGACCCACAGUCAGGGCUGCCCGGGAAGGUCUUUGCCUGCCUCUCCAUUCUCUUCGUGGCCACCACGGCUGUCAGCCUGUGUGUGAGCACCAUGCCCGAUUUCAGGGCUGAGGAGGACAAGGGAGAAUGCGCUAGAAAGUGCUACUACAUCUUCGUGGUGGAGACCAUCUGUGUGGCCUGGUUCUCCCUGGAGUUCUGUCUGCGCUUUGUCCAGGCCCGGAACAAGUGCCAGUUCUUCCGCGGGCCCCUAAACGUCAUCGACAUUCUCGCCAUCUCUCCGUACUACGUGUCGCUCGCAGUGUCUGAGGAGUCCCCGGAGGCAGGCGAGAGGCCGAGUGGCAGCUCUUACCUGGAGAAAGUGGGGCUGGUGCUGCGUGUUCUGCGUGCAUUACGCAUCCUCUACGUCAUGCGCCUGGCUCGCCACUCACUGGGGCUGCAGACGCUGGGCCUUACUGUGCGCCGCUGCGCCCGAGAGUUUGGCCUCCUGCUGCUCUUCCUGGGUGUGGCGGUUACCCUCUUCUCCCCGUUGGUCUACGUGGCUGAGAAUGAAUCCGGAAGGGUCCUGGAGUUCACCAGCAUACCCGCAUCCUAUUGGUGGGCUAUCAUCUCCAUGACCACGGUGGGCUAUGGGGACAUGGUCCCUCGCAGCGUGCCGGGCCAGAUGGUAGCUCUGAGCAGCAUCCUCAGUGGGAUCCUCAUCAUGGCUUUUCCAGCCACGUCCAUCUUCCACACCUUCUCCCAUUCCUACCUGGAGCUGAAGCGGGAACAGGAGCAGAUCCAGGCCCGCCUCCGGCGUCUUCAGAAUACCAAUUCGGUCAGUGAACGGGAGCUCCUGAGUGAUGUAGAUGACAUGGUCCCCGAGGGCGUGAUCUCCCCUGUCCGAUAUAUGUAACUCCCACCACCUUAGGAAUGUGCAAUAGCUUCAACCCAUCCCCUGGCUGAGACAAUCUCCUGCCUGUCCUGGAUGGACCACCUUGGGGUAUGUCCUCAGAAUACUGACCGACGUCCAAAGUAGGAAAGGUGCCAGGCCACGACGUCAUCGGUGUGAUCGUGGGCCCAUCCAUCCUUUGCCCUUCCUCACUUUUCGGCCCAUCACUGUGCACUGCCCAUCUUGCCAGGCUGGAUCGGUGUUCCGGUGUUCCUUUCCCUUCCUUGCAAACUCUGUGAUAGCCCAGCCUGGGUUCUGAUGCGCACAGAAUUAAUCGCCACUAAGAGCUAACUGCGGAGUCUGCAGAUUUUCAACUUCUCCCUCAGACGCCCUCUCCUGGGCCGCACCACCCCUGGAAAUCAGAGGACUUGGGCACGGAGGCCUGCUCAGAGCUCCACGAGCCUGCAAGGCUUCCAGGCAGAUCAUGGGCUCUUUUAACGCUUUCUACCUACCGCCAACCCCAUUUCCAGAGGCCCUUAACUAAGAAGGAUGUCCUGGCCAUUACAGUCAAUACUGUCAGGGUCUCAUGGCUGCUGUCACCUAUGACAUGCCUGGGGACCUGGGCAGGAGGGCUACCUGCAGGUACCCAGUUGGCCAGCUGGGCUCUUGGUGGACAUUCUUUAGUAAUUCAGCUCUUAGCCUUGACAAGGAAACUCUGAGAACUUGAGUUUCAAUGUCCCUUCAGAGAAUGAUAGCACCAGGAACAACCUCAGUCAACUGAAUGUCACUGACACAGCUCAGCAGGACAGCCUUAGGCCUGCCUGGUUUCAGCUCUCCACACCUGACCCGCACGGAUGGAGGAUGGGUAUUCCUGGACAUUCUUGUGUGUGUCCACAUAUCCAUGUGCUCAUCUGUCCACAGAUUCAGGCCUGGGAUCCACAGAGGAGGCAGAUCACUAUGGACAAGACUUAUAGAGAUGAACCAGAAAUAAGCAGCAACCUCUGAGCAGCCCGUGCCCCAAAGUUUCCCCAAGAGACGGGGGCUAAUGCCGGAGGGACACUCGGGGGCACAGGGCUGUAAGGCAGGCUAGGGUGAGGAGGCGAUGGGCCUCAGAGCACUGUGGCUGUACUGGGGGUGAGGACAAGGAUGACAGUUCAAGGGGUCAUGAGACCAGGCUGAAGUGGGAAUGACAGCCAUCCAGGAAUAACCUGUGGGUUCCCCUCCUUCAAGACACUACCAAGCUGGCACAGACUAUCUGGGAGACAUCUCUGUGGCACUUCUCAGGGGGAACACAGCCUUACUAUCACUCAUGAUUUGCUGUGAGGGACACAAGUAGGUGACAGCAGAUAGACAGGACCAUGUGAAUGUGACACGGCUCAUGUGUGGGUACAGUCAACACUGCAGGCCUGCUAACAUGUGCCUGGCUAUUGGUCCUUCCGACAGUGCUGAGCUGAGCCCUGCUGUUGCCAGGCCCACCCUUCCCCUAAUUGCAGCUCCAAUGGCUCUGCCCAGAGAAGUCACAGCACCUAACGCAGAGUGUGUCUUGCCCAUGUGGGAACUCUCACGUCCUCUGACUCCCCCAGUGGAUGCACACACAUGUCCCCAUCCCUCUAGACCUCAAGGUUCAGGGAGCAGCCUUAGUCCUCCCAAGCAAGGCCUUUGUAUCACACUAGGAGAGCUGACGCAUGCUGCUCUGCUUCAGAAAUCAGCUAGCAGAGUCCUGGGGGUACCUGGACAUAUCUUAGGAACAUAUUAAAAAUAGCUAUGUUAAUCUUUUGCUCCAGGCUAGUUUUUAUUAUUAUUAUUAUUAUUAUUAUUAUUAUUAUUAUUAUUGGAGAGGAUCUCACGGUUGUAAUCCUCCUGCCUCAACUUCCUAGUUCCCAAGUUAACAUUUUUACAGGUAUCACUAGGCAAAACACUAUAAACAGUCAGUUUUUCCUUUCUACUCUUAAGGACAGACAGCACAGGUACCUCUGAGACCGGGGUGUUUCUCUCUCUCUCUAUGUCAUACUGUGGGCGUGUCCCUUUGUCUCCCUGUAACCCGAAGAGUUGGGCCAGAUCUGUGGAUCUCUGGCUGAGGUUCUACAGAAUCCUCUUGAGGGUUACUGUUGUUGGGGGAAGACCAGCCAAAGAGGCAGAAGUCCCAUUGGCCAGUGAUGAUCACAUCCUCACACAAUGUCUAGCAGAAUACAAAAAUGUCUAGACUCCUCCUUGCCCCCAAACCAGGGCUAUGUUAAAAACACAGGCUACUUACAGGGCUUUUAGGACGUCAGCAUGGCCACCGGCAGUCCCUUCAAAAGCUGAUCAGUGUGUGCCCGGUGGGCAUGCACUUCGGAGGGCAGAGUGUCCACUGAUUCCAUUUGCUUCUCAAAGGAAGAGUCUCCAAACAGGGAAAGCAGUUCUAGCCUCAGUCAACUCCCCCUUGGAAGAUGGAGAGACCUAGGCCCAGGAGAGGGAAAGGUGCCUGCUUCUGGCCCCACAGCUGGCUUGUCUCAUUACAUUCAAGUAUCUAGUAUGUUCUGCUGCCAUCUUGGGCUCAAGGAAAGCAGGGCCUGGUGCUUGGAGAAUGUGCUUGAGAGGAAAAGGAAGAAGUGGUUCGCCACACUGCCCUGAGCUGAGUGGCCGAGAUACUACUGUGGCAUGUCCUGGGCACAGGAGACACAGGGAUUGACUUGCUGGACCAGCUCUUCCUCACAUAUCGAACUGAAAUCCUGCAGGAGGCCACCCAUAGUUCCUCCCAGCACAGACAACUCCUGUGAACUCACUGCAAAGACUUCUAACCUGGAGAUGAGCUGGGAAGGCCACACAGAAAGAGGGACGCAGCAUUCAGUCUGCCGGCUCUUUGCCAGCCACCACGCCUGGAGGCUCAUUCCAGAUUCGCCUGCCCGCAGAGCUCUUUUCCUGUCACCAGAUUGCUAUCUCUCAAGUACCACACCCAAUCCUUCCCAUGAUGCACUGCAUGCCUCACUGUGGAGCCUGUCCACAUCUCCCACUCCUCAUGGAGACUUGGGAAAAUAGACACAUUCUGGGUGGUCUCUGGCCUUCAGCCUGUGGGUUUGUACCGUUUCAUGUGAAAAACAGGAGAUACAAUGAGUCCCAGUGAAUCUUUCCCCCUUUAGAAGAAAGAGGAAAGGGGGAGGGAGGAAAAGUUAUUAUCGAUGAGGGGGGCAGUCCGUUUCUUUGGGAGGUGAUCCCAGGACACACGGUGGAGAGUAGAAACUGAGGAAGGAGUCAGGGAGAGCUGGCCUGGUCCAAAGAUUGAAAUAGAGUGGUCGCAUUGGUUCUUGUCUGCUGCCUGCCUGCGCCAGGCCAGGUAGACUGUUCCAGCUUGGCUGGCCAGCCUGAAGGGCUCCUGUGAGGAGAGCACACCCUUUUACAGGUCCCUAAGACUCAGUAUUCCCAACCCUGGGCAGCUUCCACAGAGCCUAAAGUAGGGCCUUGAUGAGAAAGGGUCCCACCUCUGUCUAUGUAGGUGUGGAGAGAAAGAACAAAGGAGGGGACAUGACUUGGGGGAAUAUCACGAGGGUGGCACAGCUAGGCUCAGCUCAGGCUCUGACUCCUAGCUCCGGGGCUUCCAGCCCUGGGUGGCCUGCUCUCUGCCCAAUGCCUGUCUUUACCCAGCUCUGACAUCUAGCCAAGAAGUACAAUGCCAGUUAAAAAUAAAACAAAAGUCACCAGCUUUGCCCUGCAACUGCCUGCUUCUGAGGACACAUAGAGAACUCAGAGCCACCACUUUGGGACUCGCUGGAAGGAGGGCACAGCCAAGGGGGCACGGGUGCCAUGUGACACGAGUUUGGGACAGUGUGGGCCCUGAACUAAAAAUAGCCCAUCUCACUGCCUUCACUGUGUUAGCAGUGACCUGCCUGAGGGAGACCCCUGGGAGACUCAGGGUGCCAACUGCACUUGCUGGUUGAGCUUUUGGGACCCUGCAUACCUCUGAAUUAAAUAUUAAACAACAUUUAAAAAGGA
Messenger RNA from Meriones unguiculatus (Mongolian gerbil), 6516 nucleotides. RefSeq names its product potassium voltage-gated channel modifier subfamily G member 4 (gene Kcng4). Gene Ontology annotation, molecular function: delayed rectifier potassium channel activity. The transcript has 4 exons. NCBI's taxonomy places the organism in Eukaryota, Metazoa, Chordata, Mammalia, Rodentia, Muridae. Gene Ontology annotation, biological process: protein homooligomerization; potassium ion transmembrane transport. Gene Ontology annotation, cellular component: voltage-gated potassium channel complex; membrane. The coding region runs from base 1048 to 2571 and encodes 507 amino acids. The record is from RefSeq and is a predicted model, not a curated record.